Medicago truncatula (barrel medic) is the source of this 697-nucleotide messenger RNA. The record is from RefSeq and is a predicted model, not a curated record. Lineage: Eukaryota; Viridiplantae; Streptophyta; Magnoliopsida; Fabales; Fabaceae.
GCUUCAAGUUAGGAUCAGAGCUAAUCUAAGCGAAAAAAAUAGACAUUUGAAAGCAAAAGCGUAAUUUGUACGAAGAAAGAAAAAAAUGGCAGCAGAAGAGGGACACGUGAUCGGAGUUCACACUGUGGAGGCUUGGAAGGAACACCUCGAGAAGGGAAAUGGAUCCAAGAAACUGAUUGUAGUUGAUUUCACUGCUUCUUGGUGUGGCCCGUGCCGUUUCAUUGCCCCAAUUUUGGCAGAGAUUGCUAAAAAGCUGCCAAAUGUCACCUUCCUCAAGGUUGAUGUUGAUGAAUUGAAGACUGUUGCUGAGGAGUGGGCAGUUGAUGCUAUGCCAACAUUCCUGUUCUUGAAAGAAGGAAAACUUGUGGACAAGGUUGUCGGUGCUCAGAAGGAGCAGCUGCAAGCAGCAAUAACCAAGCAUGCAACUACUGAUGCUUGAAGGGUCAUAUGAACAAACCAUUUUCUAAUUCGAGUCAGUUUGCAUUUUGCUAUUUGAGUCAGUUUGCAUUUUGCUAUUUGAGUCAGUUUACCUGGUUUCAGUAUGGUUUGGAAUUUAGAAUCUUUAGAACAUGGCUGGAUAUGUGAAUAAAAUCGUUGUGUGGUAGUACUUGAAACACUUUCGCCAAUGAACAACUAACUUGCAUUAGCAAGGAGAUAGCAUUUAUGAAAAUAUUUAGCUUUGUGUGUUAUGUUCUUA